CCGCUUCAUAUCUCCGGCAUGCUUACCGAUCAUGGAGUCCCUUGUCUAUGAGAACUCGCCUUUGGCUGAAUAUCUCCAAGGGGAGGGCGAGCACGAUCCAAACUGGCCGGCUCAGGAGACCGAGCACAGCGAUGAUUUCUCCGAUUCCACCGCGGCGGAUUUUGCCCCACGAGGGGCUUCAAAGUUCCAGGAGCGCAUCCGGAAUAAGCUCCCCAAACCACUUGAUCAGAAGGCCUUGCGACAGAGGGCGAGUCUGGGUAAACUGUAUGAUGCCUGCACGUCCGCCUUGAAUUCGCGCGUCGGACGAAGCGAUAACGAGCGGUUCCUAGAACAAUUUGGCUAUGUUAUUGUCGCGUCUCAGUUGUUGAACGAGCACAGUGCGCCCUCGUAUGCGUCUGCCACGGAUGUACUCUCUGCUGCGCGGCCUGCCGAUCUGCCCUCGAUUUCCGCGACUUUCGGCGUUCAAGGAGCAAUCGUGACUGCCUCGACAUCGUUCUCUAUCGCUUGGUUAUUGCACUGGGGCCGGUCGAAGACAAUAUCGGGGCUAAACCCACGGAAGGUCGGGGUUUUGCUAGUCUUGGUCCCUGUGAUUGGAGUUUUGUUCUACGCCUUCGCAAAGCGGCAGUGGUUGAAAUACCUGCGUCACCAAGCUGUUGAUGCAGCUGCGACGUUCAUAGGCAAUGCUCAGGGAUUCGACUCUGCUGCCUCGGCAUCAGUUGUGUUUAUUCAGGAAGUCGAGCUGGUCUCGAGAGGCUACCGCAUAAGCACACCUCUGCCACCAAUCAGCAGACUCGAAGACCAGACGCAAACGCGACGAUGCUUGAGACUGCGCCGCACUGUCUCUGAAUCCUUCUACCUCAUGCUCGGUCGAUACCUUCAGGCACAACAAAUUUUGCAGCCUCUAACCGAUGAAGCAAACCUGGCCAAAUACUACGAUAUCUAUGACGUAUCCGAAGAAGAGCUUGUGGAGGCACAGGGAUCAUACCGCGACCGAGCGACCGAGGAUCAGUAUUCUCUGCGUGCGCUGCGAACACUGUUUGGAAGACUCUACACGGUGAGAAAGAGCAUCUUCUGUUGCCUCCUCGCUCUAGGAGCCGAUGGGGGAGGCUCCGAUAUCGCGAGAUGGACUACUGCCGUCGAACAGAUGCGGGAACUGGCCAGCGUGACUGGGGAGAACACUCACAAGAUGACCAGCAUUCUGAAUGAAGAGGACGCUGAUGCUAUUCCUCCUUCUCCCCUACCAACUGCCUCACUUAACAAAGACAACCUUCGUGCACAGUAUCGUCGGAUCAACUCUCUUUCACAGGGCAUUCGGGCACUGCACGCGAAAAUGCAUAUUCUUAGAGAAGCCUCCAGCGCAAAUCUUGAACGUCCAGCUUCAAGCGAGUUUGAAGCAACUCUGGUGCCCCAAUAUGAAUCUAUCGGUGCAGACAUCAAGGCUCUGCUACAGGAAUGGGAAGCGGGCAAGUCUGCCGUGGCAAAUGCACUAGAUAGACAACCCAACAUGGAAUAUUCCCGGCCUACGAGUGGUAUCAAGAUUCCCUUGUCCCCCACACCUAGCCUUGGGGGCUCCACGGCUGUAGAAGGCAGCCCGGCAGAUGCGCUCCGAGCUUUGAAUGGAGAAAGACCCGACUCUUUGAUCAUGCACAAUGCAGAUGAGGCAGAGGAGAUUUUCGAAGCCAUUGCUCUCCCGCCUCGAAACAAAAGGGCAUCGAUGACUCGGGAAGAACGCAUCGCCCGUGUCAAAGAAGACCGGGCACGGCAAGCCGCUCUUCGGGAGCGUGCUGAUGCAAACACCAACAUGCUCAAGGAGCUCGAGAUGGUCAUCAAGCAAAGACCGCGCACCAUCCAAUUUCCCUUCAAUUUAAGACACACUCAACAAACCAUCGACUCUUCCUCUAACCUUCCUACCGUCAAUCUCCCCUCAAUUCAUCUUAAACCCCCACCACACCACACACACACACACAUCAAGAUGUUGGAAGCUCGCCUCGAACAAGCUAGCCUUCUCAAGCGCGUCGUCGACGCCAUCAAGGAUCUCGUGCAGGACUGCAACUUCGAUUGCAAUGACUCCGGAAUCUCCCUACAAGCCAUGGACAACUCCCACGUUGCCCUUGUGUCUAUGUUGCUGAAGGCCGAGGGGUUUUCUCCUUACCGCUGCGACCGUAACAUCGCCCUCGGCAUCAACCUGGUUUCUCUGACCAAGGUUCUGCGCGCUGCCCAGAACGAAGAUAUCCUUACCCUCAAGGCUGAAGACUCCCCUGAUGCCGUCAACCUGAUGUUCGAGAGUGCCGAGACCGACAGACUAAGCGAGUACGAUAUCAAGUUGAUGGACAUUGACCAAGAACACCUGGCCAUUCCCGAGACAGAGUACGCUGCUACGGUUGAGAUGCCGGCAGCCGAGUUCCAGCGCAUCUGCAGAGACUUGAUGGCUCUUUCCGAGUCUGUCGUUAUCGAGGCCACGAAGGAGGGUGUCAAGUUCUCCUGCCAGGGUGACAUUGGCAGCGGCUCCGUCACCGUCCGUCAACACAGCAACGUUGACAAGCCCGAGCAGAACGUCUCCAUUGCCCUCAGCGAGCCCGUCGCCCUCACCUUCUCCCUCAAGUAUCUCGUCAACUUCUGCAAGGCCACCAACCUGUCCAACAAGGUGACUCUGUGCUUGUCGCAGGAGGUACCCCUCCUGGUCGAGUAUGGUCUCGGAAGCGGCCAUCUUCGAUUCUACCUUGCUCCUAAGAUCGGUGAUGAGGAAUAGACGAAUGAUUGCGGAGCGCAACGAAUACCAUGAUGAUAAAAGAGGGUGCAACGGGGAGGCCACGAUUUCCAUUUCCUUUUCGAUUUUAUUGACACAUUGCAUCGCCAGAAAAUAUCCCUCGAGUGUGUGCACGGGGGCCAAGGUUUACUUCUUCGGUUAUAAUAUCCUGUUAGAUAUCAAGCGUUUCAAUUGUUCCAAAUUCAAUUGGUUUAUAAGCAGAUUGAUAUUUUGAGUUGAGGUUGAUCAUUAGCGCCUCCUGGGCUUCUAAAUU
Aspergillus saccharolyticus JOP 1030-1 is the source of this 3020-nucleotide messenger RNA. Its product is annotated as proliferating cell nuclear antigen. Lineage: Eukaryota; Fungi; Ascomycota; Eurotiomycetes; Eurotiales; Aspergillaceae. Gene Ontology annotation, molecular function: DNA polymerase processivity factor activity; DNA binding; myosin binding. Gene Ontology annotation, cellular component: PCNA complex. Bases 32 to 2749 code for a protein of 905 amino acids. The record is from RefSeq and is a predicted model, not a curated record. The transcript has 11 exons. Gene Ontology annotation, biological process: mismatch repair; leading strand elongation; regulation of DNA replication.